Aspergillus fijiensis CBS 313.89 is the source of this 2718-nucleotide messenger RNA. RefSeq lists its product as uncharacterized. The transcript has 2 exons. The record is from RefSeq and is a predicted model, not a curated record. Bases 335 to 2593 code for a protein of 752 amino acids. NCBI's taxonomy places the organism in Eukaryota, Fungi, Ascomycota, Eurotiomycetes, Eurotiales, Aspergillaceae.
CCUCAAGAGAACAAUGUGACUCUGAUGGAAAAUAGGGAACAGAGAAGUUUCUGCUGUGCUUUGUACUACCCCUUCGGAAUACAACAUACUGAUUUGACCUGGAAAAAAGCACUAGAAACGAUGAUACAGAAAAGGCCCAUUCCGGAGGGUCAGAAUAGAGCGACUCUAGACCCCUAUCGAGAAGUAUAUAUAGGUCAUCAAACUACGACGAGGGAGUGAUUCUGACAUAACACACACGAGUCUUGUUCAAUCUUGAUUGAUACGGACACGCUCAAACACACACACACACACACACACACACACACACACAAACACUAAAAAGCUAAUCGACAAGAUGUCUGUUCCAACCCACAUUAGCCAGUACGCUCAGUACAAGCAGGACACCAACGACGUUGCCGCAUGGCUACUGACCGCCCACCCGGACUUCAAGGGGCCCAAGGGACCCGGCCGAUUGAAGGGCAAGGCGCGCAGGGCUGCCAGGGAGGAGGCAGAGGCAGAGCGGGCGACGGCAAUUGUCGCCAGCCGACACGUCAAGGAGGUGCCGCGGCUGGUGGCUAUCAAACUGCGGCGUUCAAUCGUGCGCCGCCGGUACCAGCUGCGGCACUAUGAGCACGGCGGCGGCGACGCCGACUCAAACGCCAGCCACGCACAUUUUAUCGGCGUGCUGGAGGACGUCGAGAAAGUCCUCAGACCCAUCUUGCCCAAAGAGUUCCGGUCAAAGGCGGGUCAAGCAGCGGAAGAGGAUGAUAUCGACGCCGUAGCGGCGGCGCUGGUGAACCGCUUCGAGGCUUUGACGGUCGAAGAUGUCGCGGACGAGACUCCGGACCGCCACGCAGCGGCUGGCACCUCUCAAGCUCCGCCAAUCGUUGCGGUGAACUGCAAGAUUGCGGAGGAGGAGGCGAUUACCCCGUCUCCCAUAUAUGCGCUGGAGAUGUUGCUGGAGGACCUGUUCUUGGUGACGCAUCACGUGCAGGAAUCGUGGCAGGGGUAUCGGGAGGGACGGAUGACACUCGAGGCCGCAACACUGGCGACUGAGAUGGCUCACCACCUCUUCUUCGACACUGAGCAAGAGCUCUGGGUAGCUGGUGGCGUUGAGAAUUGCCCAGACGGUUGGGUAAAUGCGCUGUACCAGAUCUGCGAGGUGCGCCAGAAGGCGCAAGGAAAAGGAGAAACCCAGGGCGAUAACUCAGGGUUUCCACACUUCCUCCAAGACCUUAUCUACAUCUUGGAGUCGCUCUCGGCUGCUUUGUAUGCUAGGCAAGGCAAGGCUCUUUCGGACCUUCUUCGCGUCCCGGUACCAACCUAUGACUGGGACUCAGACAACCGGCGCCUGCUCCUGCAGUUGCUCCUCGACGAGGCGUUAGUCCAGAAUCAGGUAUUCUUGGCUACCCCUAAGGCACACUCACUGCCAGAUGCGGACUUGUGUGGGAUGUAUCUGUGCCACGCGUUUAGGACUGGGACCCCUUCGUUGACAGCGCUUUAUCUGAUCAUGUUCUACGUCAAGAUGCGACUGACCAUGGGUUCGGAGAGUGGCAAGGCAUGGCCUGAGCUGCGUGACUUCAUGGAGGCCACGAGGCCGCAAAUGAGUCAAGCCCGUCAGCGGUACUCGUAUCUCGAAAAUGUAGAUGAGGCACUCCGCAAAAUACUGUAUGGUCACACAUAUUGGCUGCUACAGGCGGAAAUUGUGUUAGACGACGACGGCGCGGACUCCCCUCCCACAUCUGCCCGGCUCAACUCGCGUGACUGCGUUCCCUCGCAUCGCCGCAUCUCUUGGUUCCGCUCAAAUCCCUGGCUGUGCGGACGGCUGUUGAUGAUCUACAAGAUCAUCGCCUACUGUGAUGGGUUGUACUGGUCCAAUUCCGCGCCAGCUCCACUCGCAUUAUGCCAUCUUUACCACGCAGCAAAGCGGGAAAAGCUGCUGCCGGAUGGAUGGUUGUGGCCCGGGUUGGAGCGUUUGAUAAGCCGCCACCCGGACAUGUUCUGCGGCCAACAACGGCCGAAGACCUGGUACAGCUAUUCCAACUCGCUGGCCCGGGCCCUAGGCGGAGUCGAGUCUGAAAGAACAGACUCUAGAGGAGGCGCGAGAAGAGGCGCCAGACGAAACGCCCGAAGAGGCAUCGCGGGAGAGAUGGAAGAUGUCGAUCUGGCCAAGCGAUGGGAAUUCCCGCUGCUCAUUACCACACUUCGGGAAGUCCAAAUCCGCUGGCUAGGACGAAAGCACAAGUGGACCGCGGACGAGAUCACGCGCGUUAUGCGUGAAUCUCGGCUGUGCCAAAAGUUUGUGAAGUCCACCAUCCGCCACGGGGCCGAGCCAAAGCUGACUAUGGUUGACGCCUUGAGACGCCUGCGAAAGUGCGUCAAUGCGGAAAUCGCCGUCCUAAAUGAGGAUGCCUGGCUGCAAUAUCACAAUUCCUCGAUCGAGAUUUGCACCAGGAUCUGGACGGAGUUUCCAGCGGUACGCAAGGAGUCAGAGCGAGUUGGUCACACGGACGAGGUUGUCUACAUGAUUGUGCAUACGCUCUUGUCAACCCAUGAUCGGGACUUGGUCAAGAAAGCGGCUAGAAUCAUGCAAUCUGUUGUUUCGGGAAUAUGAGCCUCCUAGAAAAAAAAAAGAGAAAAAGAAGAAAAAGCAAAAACAGAAGAAAAUAAAAGAAAACAAGAAAAAAUAAAACAAAAGAGAUAAUAUCUCAGAUAUACAAAAUUCACAUUCCAUCACUC